AUGUAAUAAUUGCACCCCAACCUAUUUGUCAAGGUCUCACACAAUACAACUGCCAUCCACUUACAGAUCUUCCAUCAUAAAUGCUUUUGUCACUACUAUCUCCACUUAGCCUUUAAAUUAAUUAUUCCCAAUUUCCCUCUCAAUAUAAAUCCCACAAUUCCUUCUUUUACUCCCUUAUUUUCCUUCUCAAAAAAGUAAAAUGAAGAACUCAAUAGCUCUCAUCUUCACUCUUUUAACUUUCAUGUUCAUCACAAUUACUCUCACUUUUGCUACUAAAAAUGAUGACAAUAAUGGAUUCAAUAUCCCUGGAUUUGGGCCUAGUGGUGGAUUCAAUAUCCCUGGAUUUGGGCCUGGAGUUGGAGGAGGAUAUGGUGGUGGAUUUGGAGGCCCAAAAGGAGGGUAUGGUAAAGGUGGGACGAUAAGGCCUACUAUUGUUUGCAAAGAUAAUGGCCCAUGUUUGGGUAAAAAAUUGAGAUGUCCAUCAAAGUGUUUCAAUUCAUUUAGUAGAAGUGGAAAAGGGUAUGGUUAUGGUGGUGGAGGUGGUGGAUGCACUAUGGAUUGCAAGAAGAAAUGUGCUGCUUAUUGUUAAUUAAAAAAAUUAUAUAUGAAUAUGGCUUAGCUUAGCCAACUAAGUACUAAUUAAUAUAUAGUAAUAUUUAUUAUAUAUGUUUAGUUCAUGGAAGUUGAUGAUGGUGUUUUGGUUAGAAUUGAGUUUUGUGAAAACUCUAUGUAUGCAGCUAUGUUUCUGCAAUUAUUAUUAUAAUAUAUAGUGUAGUAGAUUAAUUAUGAGA
Molecule: messenger RNA, 791 nt
Organism: Capsicum annuum
Lineage: Eukaryota; Viridiplantae; Streptophyta; Magnoliopsida; Solanales; Solanaceae
Product: eggshell protein
Exons: 1
Coding region: 200-589 (129 amino acids)
Source: RefSeq, a predicted model, not a curated record